Messenger RNA from Paramecium pentaurelia, 279 nucleotides. NCBI's taxonomy places the organism in Eukaryota, Ciliophora, Oligohymenophorea, Peniculida, Parameciidae. The record is from the annotation of a GenBank genome assembly.
AUGGGAAAGAAAUUUCAUAAUUAUUAUUGUAUUUUUUUUUAAGAAGAUGUAGAAUGUAAUAAAUAUGCUUCAUAUUCUUAAGGAUUGGUACAUAUUUCUUAGAAAAUGUAAUUUAAAUUAGAAAAAAAGAUUAUAAAUAAUAUUGAAAAGGUGGCGGCGAUUAAGAAGAAUUAUCAAUAAAGAGAGGGCCGAUAGUAUGACCCUUCUUUUUUAAGAGAUUUAUCACUUAUUUAAUAACAAAAAAAUACUAUUUCCAUUAUAACUUAAUAAAUUUGCUGA